Molecule: messenger RNA, 207 nt
Organism: Dovyalis caffra
Lineage: Eukaryota; Viridiplantae; Streptophyta; Magnoliopsida; Malpighiales; Salicaceae
Source: the annotation of a GenBank genome assembly
AUGGAACAAGUGGUUGAAAAGGAGGUGAUGGAUGUUGGUUCAAUUGUAGAAAGGGGAGAGUUUCGACUACAACAUUUUAAAGGAUCAACUAAUAGAAUUGAAUAUGAAAAAGCUACUCGUUUUGAAAUCUCACAAACUAAUUUGAGAGCUACCGAUAUAAAUUUUAACAAACUUAAAGGAAGCACUCAACCGGACUUUUACGCCUAA